Molecule: messenger RNA, 1995 nt
Organism: Saccoglossus kowalevskii
Lineage: Eukaryota; Metazoa; Hemichordata; Enteropneusta; Harrimaniidae
Product: high affinity cationic amino acid transporter 1-like
Biological process (GO): L-arginine import across plasma membrane; L-ornithine transmembrane transport
Cellular component (GO): plasma membrane
Molecular function (GO): L-lysine transmembrane transporter activity; L-ornithine transmembrane transporter activity; L-arginine transmembrane transporter activity
Source: RefSeq, a predicted model, not a curated record
AUGGCGUACUGGUUGCUGAAACAGUUUAGUCGCACCAAGAAACUUGACACCGAUUACUUGAAAGAGACCAAUUUGUCCCGAUGUCUGGGUGUAUUCGACUUAAUGGCUCUGGGUAUUGGCAGUACUCUAGGUGCAGGUAUAUAUGUCUUGGCCGGCCAAGUGGCGAGAACUCAGGCAGGCCCAGCGGUUGUCAUUUCAUUUCUGAUUGCUGCCAUGGCAUCAGUACUAUCAGGUCUAUGUUAUGCUGAAUUUGGUGCCAGGAUACCGAAAACUGGGUCAGCCUACACCUACUGUUACAUUAGUGUGGGUGAACUGUGGGCGUUUGUCAUAGGCUGGAACAUGAUUCUGGAAAACAUGAUCGGAGCUGCGUCAGUUGGGAAGGCUUGGAGCCAGUAUUUCGACGCCAUCUUGAACAGCACCAUCAGCGACGCGUUACGAAACAACGUCGGUGAAUUCGACGUCCCCUGGCUUGGAGAAUAUCCCGACUUCUUUGCUUUCGCUCUUCUAAUUGUGGUGACAGCAGUGAACGCCAUUGGGGUCAAGAUGUCGUCUGUUGUUACCAGCGUUCUGACCGUAGUAAACUUAAUCGUCAUAGCGUUCAUCAUUGGCGCCGGUUGUUUCUACGUCGAUGGUAGUAACUGGACAAGCGGAAAAGGCUUCUUUCCCUACGGAGCAUCAGGCGUAUUAUCAGGUGCUGCCACAUGCUUCUAUGCGUUCGUAGGAUUCGACAUCAUCGCCACGUCUGGUGAAGAGACCCGCAACCCCGGCCGCACCAUUCCAAUUGCUAUACUGUUCACCCUUCUGGUGUGCUUUCUUGCUUAUUUCGGUGUUUCUGCGAUCAUCACCUUAAUGGAGCCUUAUUACAAAUUGACUGGAGCCGCGCCGUUGGCGGAGGUGUUCGCCCAACGUGGUCUACCUGCUGCUAAAUAUAUUAUUGCCGUGGGGGCAAUGUGCGGACUUACUGCUUCCAUGAUGGGCUCGAUUUUUCCUCUGCCACGUGUCAUUUUCGCGAUGGCCAGAGACGGUUUACUAUUUGCGUUUCUGGGAAUCAUAAACACGGCCACCAAGACUCCCGUAUACGCCACUCUGAUAGCGGGCUUCCUGACAGCUAUCCUGGCUAUGCUGUUAGACCUUCAACAGCUCGUUGAGAUGAUGUCAAUUGGAACGCUGAUGGCGUACGCGUUAGUCGCGAUCUGCGUUCUCGUGCUUCGAUAUCAGCCUGGGCACUUAGGGAUGGACAAAGAAGAAAACAAAGAUUUUGCUUUUCAGCAGAGUAUUGGAGAGAAAACAGAACUCAUGCAAUCGAAAAGUGACCAGUCAAUGACAAAGUAUAUGGAUCACAGUGACAAGAGCGGAAUGAAACGUUUCUCGUCAGCUGACGCUAUCCACGCCAGCGACGGUCGCACUGAGUCUACUUUUACCACUGACGGUGACACAAAGACGCAACUAGUCAUAAACGAAGUGACUGAACACCCACCAGAAAAAGACAGCGAUAAAAAGGCAAAACCAGAACCCUCGUUAAAAUCCCACCGUAUAGCAGUUUGGAGUAUCAUAAUCGCUGUUAUAUUACUCAUCGCUUUGUGUGCUCAUAUUAUUUUUGCAACGGACUAUAUUGUUGCGCAUAAUUGGUGGGCCAUUCUACUUACAUGCGUGAUUGGGGCUGCGCUAUGUUGCUUCGUUGUGCUGAUCGCAAUGCAGCCUCAGAAUGCCAUGAUACUUUCGUUUAAAGUGCCAUUUGUUCCGUUCAUCCCAGUAUUAUCCAUAUUUAUCAACGUCUAUCUCAUGUUAAAACUAUCUGUGGCGACAUGGAUACGAUUCGCCGUAUGGAUGGUGAUAGGUUUAGCAAUCUACCUGUUCUAUGGUCUAAAACACAGUUCGGAAAAUGAUGUUCUGGCGCCAUCUGUGAGCUCCGAUAUACUUUUACAAGGGGAGGCCAAACUGCAAGACGCGGCAACUGUUGAUGAAGACAAUGAUGGUGUAAAAAAGGAGAAAUAA